AGGGGGCCGGUGGGGAGCGCGGCCCGUAAUGGGCGGCGCCGGCGGCCCGGUUCUUGCGGGCGGGUUGUGCGGCGGCCGUGAGGAUGAGCCGGUUCCUGAGCGUGCUGCGCAGCUGGCUGGUGAUGGUGUCGGUGAUCGCCGCCGGCAACACCCUGCAGAGCUUCCGCGACCACAGCUUCCUCUCGGAGAAGCUGUACACCGCCAGCCCCGGCCUCGUGAACGGGCUGCAGGCUCGAAACUUCGGCGUCUGGACGCUGCUGUCAUCGGUGAUCCGCUGCCUCUGCGCCAUCGACAUCCGCAACAGGACCCUCUACUACAUCACGCUCUUCACCUUCUUUUUGGCCCUUGUUCACUUCCUCUCCGAGGUCUUCAUUUACCACACUGCAGCCUUGACAAUUGGAAUUAUGGCACCCCUCAUGGUAGCAAGUUUCUCUAUCAUGGGGAUGUUGAUUGGCCUGCAGUACCUGGAGGUAGAAGCACUGUCACAGAACAAGAAGAAAAACUGAAGCUGAGGGCCCUGUGUAGGUCAGCGUUGUCUCCUAACUUCACUGCCAAACUUCCACUAAAGCUCGGCUGAACUUCUCCAGGACACCAGUUCCACUGGUGGAUCAUUGUUGGGACUCUGUCAAUUGUUCUUCAUUACCAAGUGUUUUCUCUUGCCCAGGCAACAUUGCAACUGACUGAGCUCAAAGACCAAGCCCCAGAGGAGUCUGUGUCAAAGCUUGUCAGGGGGCGGUUGGUGACUGCCUCCCCGGAUGGCCAGCAAUGUCUCAGGCGUGCCCAGUGCACUAAGGAAUUUUCUCCCAGUAUACCUGUGGGGAGGAGGUGUAGAGCUACCCGGGAUCCACUGAACGCUUCAGAACGGAAAGAACGAACGCGUGCUGCCCUGGCGCUGCUGUGUAACUUGCAUGUCUGUGUUCCUCAGGGGCCAUUUCUAAUAAAUGACAGAAAACUGCA
Molecule: messenger RNA, 957 nt
Organism: Falco peregrinus (peregrine falcon)
Lineage: Eukaryota; Metazoa; Chordata; Aves; Falconiformes; Falconidae
Gene: ERG28
Product: ergosterol biosynthesis 28 homolog
Exons: 4
Coding region: 84-506 (140 amino acids)
Cellular component (GO): membrane; endoplasmic reticulum
Molecular function (GO): protein-macromolecule adaptor activity
Source: RefSeq, a predicted model, not a curated record